CAACUUUCACGCAUCACAACUUCUUCAGCGCUGCACGCUGCUUUUACGCAUCGAUACUUUGCGCUCUGUGAAGAUGCGUUGCGCACUUUCCAAACUGCACAUGCUGCGCUCUUCUGUCCUUGCGCUGUGGAUCGCGGCUCUCCAGGGAUUCAGACCUGCGGAUGCUGCCCCUAACCCCUCUCCCCUCCUGGGCUCCAAUUGGGGGAACCCGCGGAGGUACAUCCACCUUCAGACCACUUCGGACUUAAACAACUUCUAUUUAGAGAUCAGCCUGAAUGGACACGUGCGCAAAACUACAAACCGGGGGUCCUACAGUGUCAUUUUAUUGAAAUCAGAGAGCAGAGACCGUCUGGCAAUAUUUGGAGUGAAAAGUAACCGAUUUUUGUGCAUGGAUGCAGGAGGAACUCUUUUCACUUCUACGGUUUGUAAUAAGGAAGACUGUCUUUUUCACCACAAACUUUUGGAAAACCAUCGUGACGUGUAUUACUCCACUAAGCAUGGCAUACUGCUUAACCUGGAUGGGGUGAAACAGGUGUUCAUAGCAGGACAAAACCUCCCCCAGUCGUCUCUCUUUUUAUCCGAGAAGAACAGUGUUCCACUGGAGCGCCUGCAGCACCGGGAGAGGAGGAACCGGCAGGUGAACCCAUCAGACCCGCUGAACGCGCUCCGGAACGGAGAGGCGUCGGACUCCAGAGCUGCUCAGGAGGACGAUGGGGACUUGGACUUUGAGCCGUCAGAGGGUCUAAACAUCUCCAGGGAAAACCUGGUUUCCCCUUCCGAUGAUGACCCGUGGGAUCUUCUUCACGACACGAGCCCCGACAGUCCCCGGAUUUCAGCAGUUGUCGGAUAAAGUUACAGAUCCUCCGUGGCUUGACUGUUGAACCACUGCUUUGCGCAAAGCCGACGCGCCAGCGUUUUCAUCAUAAAUAAGUGUUUUUAAGGACAUAUAUAUUUCAAAUCAAUUUCACGUGUGCAUUCUUAAAAAUAAAGGUUCCAAAAUAGGCUAAAGGUUUUUUUUUUUUUUUUUUUUUCCCAAAUAAAAGUUAUUAAAAGAACAUUUCUAAGCGUGAAGAACCUCUACUAUAAAAGAACCUUUGUUCCUCCAUGGAAACUUGUUGGAACCAUCAGUGCCAAUGAGGAGCCUUUAGUAGCUAUUUCUGGAGAUCUACAGGUUAUUUAGGCUGUUUUGUCUCUGCAUCUCACCAAACCUGAACAACCAAAACCGUUUUUUCAUCAUCAUGAAUUUGUCUUUGGUGCUGGACACCACCUGUGGAAAACAGCCAAUGUAUUUAUUUAUUUAAUAAUUACA
Messenger RNA from Carassius gibelio (silver crucian carp), 1309 nucleotides. RefSeq names its product fibroblast growth factor 23-like. The coding region runs from base 74 to 850 and encodes 258 amino acids. Gene Ontology annotation, molecular function: growth factor activity; type 1 fibroblast growth factor receptor binding. Gene Ontology annotation, biological process: fibroblast growth factor receptor signaling pathway; regulation of cell migration; positive regulation of gene expression. Gene Ontology annotation, cellular component: cytoplasm. The record is from RefSeq and is a predicted model, not a curated record. The transcript has 3 exons. NCBI's taxonomy places the organism in Eukaryota, Metazoa, Chordata, Actinopteri, Cypriniformes, Cyprinidae.